CGGCUCUAGGAGCGAGCGAUCCGCACUGACAGCCCCGAGCCGCAGACAUGCCUAAAGGCUUCCUAGUAAAGAGAAGCAAAAAGUCCCCUCCGGUGUCCUACCGAGUGCGGGAUGAAGACGAGGACCGAGUGCAUGCCAUCCCCCCGGCAUGGAUGGUGUACGCCAUGUCCGAUCACAGGCCGGCUCCGUACAUCACCGGAGGAUGCCUUCCCCCUACCAGCCCCGACCGAGCUGCCCCAGCUCCCCCCUGCAGCCCCCGGCCGCCCCCUGCAGGUCAGUUCGGGAACCCGGAGUCGGUGCAGCAGGCGCUGUCCAGCCCGACCCGCCCGGUGAGCAGAGACUACCUAGAUCGGAGCUUCAGCCUGGGGUCCCCGGUGUCCGCCGAGUCUUUCCCGACCCUGGUCACCUCCAUGGAGCCGCUGCUGUACCCCGGGGCCGGUGAUCAGAAGAUGCCAUCCUCCUCCUCCGGGAUCCCCCCGAUGAAGAGGUCCGGUCACCCCAAGCCGCCCGCCGCCAAGAAGAUCAAAGCCAUCCGUAAGCUGACCUUCGAGGACGAAGUGACCACAUCCCCGGUGCUGGGGCUGAGGAUCAAGGAGGGUCCGGUGGAGCCCCCCCGGCCGCGGGCACCGAGCUCCGGGCACAAGCCGCUGGGGGAGUUCAUCUGCCAGCUGUGUAAGGAGGAGUACAGUGACCCGUUCUCCCUGGCCCAGCACAAGUGUUCCCGCAUCGUACGGGUGGAGUACCGAUGCCCCGAAUGUGAUAAAGUCUUCAGCUGCCCCGCCAACCUGGCAUCCCACCGCCGCUGGCACAAACCCCGCCCCCCUGCCGCCACUGCUCCAGUCACCAAGGAAGAACCCCUCAGUGACCGGGACACCCCCAGCCCCGGGGUCUCCGAGUCCGGCUCCGAAGACGGCACCUAUGAGUGUCCGCACUGCUCCAAGAAGUUCCGCCGCCAGGCUUACCUGAGAAAACACCUGCUGUGCCACGCCUCCGAGGAGCUGAUCUACCCCGAGGAGCGGAGAGCCAAGAGUCCCGGCCCUGUCAACCUCAGCAGCAGCGGAGGAGGAGGAGAGUGUUACCCGUGCCCGGUGUGCGGGGAGACCUUCCCGGGGAAGAGCAGCCAGGAGCGCCACCUCCGCCUCCUCCAUUCCUCCCAGCUCUACCCCUGCAAGUACUGCCCGGCCACCUUCUACAGCUCGCCCGGCCUCACCCGGCACAUCAACAAGUGCCACCCCUCCGAGAACAGGCAAGUCAUCCUCCUCCAGGUGCCAGUGCGCCCAGCCUGCUGACCAGGGACUGGUGGAGGUGCCACCCAGAGGGCAUCACACAAUUUAGUCCCAGCCUAAAGACGCUUAAAAAGGUGCCUCCCAGACAUCAAUGAUGGGCACUCAGCCUAGUCCCAGCUCAAAGACUUUGGAAGGGUUGAAGGUAUCCGUGCCACCAAUAUAUCAGUGAUGGGCACCCAGCCUAAAGACUUUGAGAGUUGAAUGUGCCACCCAGACAUUAAUGGGCACCCAGCUUAGUCCCAGC
Molecule: messenger RNA, 1530 nt
Organism: Rana temporaria (common frog)
Lineage: Eukaryota; Metazoa; Chordata; Amphibia; Anura; Ranidae
Gene: INSM1
Product: INSM transcriptional repressor 1
Exons: 1
Coding region: 48-1289 (413 amino acids)
Biological process (GO): regulation of cell cycle process; neuron differentiation; negative regulation of transcription by RNA polymerase II
Cellular component (GO): transcription repressor complex; nucleus
Molecular function (GO): DNA-binding transcription repressor activity, RNA polymerase II-specific; RNA polymerase II cis-regulatory region sequence-specific DNA binding
Source: RefSeq, a predicted model, not a curated record